Molecule: messenger RNA, 392 nt
Organism: Topomyia yanbarensis
Lineage: Eukaryota; Metazoa; Arthropoda; Insecta; Diptera; Culicidae
Product: small ribosomal subunit protein uS14
Exons: 3
Coding region: 95-265 (56 amino acids)
Biological process (GO): translation
Cellular component (GO): cytosolic small ribosomal subunit; ribosome
Molecular function (GO): zinc ion binding; structural constituent of ribosome
Source: RefSeq, a predicted model, not a curated record
CCGAGAGUGAACUUUGUUUAUUUUUCGACGUGAGCGUUUCGAGUCGCGCGGUGCCUUCAAAAUUCUUUCUGCUUAAAACUUUCACGCUAUCAACAUGGGUUUUGCUGAUCUCUGGUAUUCGCAUCCUCGUACCUACGGACAAGGCUCUCGAUUCUGUCGAGCCUGUUCCAACAAUCACGGAAUGAUUAGAAAGUAUGGCUUAAAUAUCUGCCGGCAGUGUUUCCGAGAAUACGCCAAGGAUAUUGGAUUCCGUAAGCUGGACUGAAUAACGGACACAGUUGUGGCUCAAAGAUGUAAUGGCCAACGUAUAUUGUAUCCCGUAUUGCAUCUUGUCGUGCUAAGAAGAUCAUCAUUUCUAUAUAAUGUGGAUGAAUAAACAACUGUAUAGUUAA